AUGGUUGUAGGAGGCGAAGGUGAAUCUCCUCCCUUUCUCCCCUGGGCCUUCUUGAGAAAAUGGAAGGACUUCACCUUCGUGCACUAUCAAACAAAGAAGCCUGAGCAGUUGCAGAACGAUUCUUCUGGUUGUGCUGCUUCUGUUGCUGCCACUUCUGGAACUGGGGGGCGCCCACGUGUGCUGCUGCAGCGGCUCUUCUUUGGCCUCCCGUUGGACGUUGCUGGUAUUCGGUCACGUCAAGAGGAUGACGCCGUUGAGCUCGCACAAAUUCACAGCGAAGAUGAACAGAGUCUUGUGCUGUACAGGCACAUGCUUCGUAGAUGGCCGUACCUCACGAUCCUGGCCUACCGGCAAUCUCGCCUGGUGGGUGUUGUUCUGUGCGAGAUAAAGUUAAAGGACAGCUGCUGCAUGCUGCAUGAUCCUUUUUCACACCUUACAGCAGCAGCUGCACUCCCCGGAGUAGAAAAUUCAGAAGAAGAGACAGCACUAUCAUUAAAAGCAGCGGAAGCAGCAGCAGCAGCGGCAGCAGCAGCAGCAGCUGCUGCAGCGCCUACAACAGAACCGGCAUCUCGGCGUUCGUUGGCAUUGGCUUCUGCUACAGUGCCUUCUCAAAUGUGCGAGACCAGGAAGAGAAGAGAAAGAGCAAAACGCGCAAAGGAGAGAGGGAGGUUGCAGCAGCAGCAGCAGCAUGCUCUCCCUGCUUCUGCCUUAGAGUGCAAAUGCAAAGGAUUCUGCACCGCUCGUGUUGCUGCUUUGGUUGUGAGGCCGGAGCUGAGGAAACGGGGAGUAGGAAAGCAGUUGCUUCGUUUGGCCCUGCAGCAGCAGCAGCGGCUGGUGGCAGCAGCACAUGCAGCAGCAGCAGCAGCAGCAGAUAACGACGAGGACCAGCAAGCCAUUUGUCGCGCUCUCCUCUCUGGUUUUGGGUGUUCCUGCUUAAAACACUGCAGCAACACAUUAGAGGGCAAAUGCAGCAGAGCAGCUGCUGCUGUUGCUCUCCUCAUGGCGACACCUCUCCCUCAGGGACAGCUGUAUCCCACAACAUCUUGGUUCCCUCCGAGCAUUUCUGCUGUUGCUGCUGCAACAGCAGCAGCACCACCAAGUUCAGCGGCAGCGGUAGCGACAGCAGCAGCACCAAGUUUAUCAGGAGCAGCGCCAGCAGCAUCGCCACCAAGUUCAACAACAACAGGAGCAGCAACAAGAAGUGGAGGAGCAACAGAGGAAGAGGGCUCAAGAGACCCGGUUGUGCAACAGCAGCCUUGGAGUCUGAAGUACUGUGGUGCUGCCUUUGACACAUGCAACACUGCUGCUUACCGUCUAUACAUCGCGUUAAACUUUGUCAUAAAGUCGCAUAAAAGAAAAUUUUAUAACAACGGGAAAGAUGCAUUUAAGGUUGUUUUCGUCUUUGGACAACCAACUGCUUGA
This is a messenger RNA of Eimeria maxima, 1422 nucleotides long. RefSeq lists its product as hypothetical. The record is from RefSeq and is a predicted model, not a curated record. The transcript is spliced from 2 exons. Gene Ontology annotation, biological process: N-terminal peptidyl-methionine acetylation. Gene Ontology annotation, molecular function: protein-N-terminal amino-acid acetyltransferase activity. Gene Ontology annotation, cellular component: NatC complex. Bases 1 to 1422 code for a protein of 473 amino acids. Lineage: Eukaryota; Apicomplexa; Conoidasida; Eucoccidiorida; Eimeriidae.